This is a messenger RNA of Homalodisca vitripennis (glassy-winged sharpshooter), 7251 nucleotides long. Its product is annotated as plexin domain-containing protein 2-like. The record is from RefSeq and is a predicted model, not a curated record. NCBI's taxonomy places the organism in Eukaryota, Metazoa, Arthropoda, Insecta, Hemiptera, Cicadellidae. The transcript has 13 exons. The coding region runs from base 145 to 1872 and encodes 575 amino acids.
GAAAUGCUCCAUUCUCCUCGUCCUGAAUUUAGUCUAGUCUAGUCUCAACUUCUAACCAAGGAUUAGUCGGACGGAUUGUUGGUUAGUUGUAAGGUGGUGUUGGUUAGUUCGUCUGCGAGUUGGGAUAUAACCUCUCGGGUUGUAAUGGCGUUAUGUAUUCCUUGGUUAAGUGCGGUUUACUCGAUACUUUGGAUAAUUUUGUCAUGUAAUGAAGUUUCUUCUUCCACAAGAUGGUCCCACCCGUCGCUGCAGUACAGGAUAGAUGGCCAGUUGGAGGGGGUGCCACAUCUGUCUCUUAUGGACGCAGAUCCACACGUGGAGAGGCACAGGCGAUAUGUGCCAGACUCCCCUCUGGACGAGUACACGCGCCACAACAGGUUCCUCACCAACCCUAACCUGCAGGAUAACAUCCCUCCAAGCCGACAGACUAAGGACAUCAAGUUAUCAGAUGGCAAGAAUGGAGUUGUCCCACAGGCAGAUUUAUCGGAAAACUCGGCUGCUCGGAUAACACCUCCUCCACCCCCUCUCAGCUCAACUCCACCCACUCCCUCCUCUCCGCAGACCAUAUCGGCGAACAAUUCUGUUAUCGUUUCAGCUGAGUUCGGCAACGGUAUGACUGCAGAUGUGCGGCCAAGUGUUACUCCUACAGACGAUGACUUGGCAAUCAGCAAAUACACGGAUGAGAUGAUUCAGAGAACCAUGACCCAGAACAAUAUCACUGUCAAACAGGAGGAUCACCACGUCUACUACAACAGCACAUUCCUGAUAGACCACAAUAUCGGCCAGGCGUACUGGGUGGACAUGACCAAACGAGAUGAUGUUAAGAUCAACAACAUGCUGUCCAGAUCUCAUCGGAGGGCUGCAACGGUGAAGCUGUCAUUUGACUUUCCUUUUUAUGGUCACAUGGUGCGAAAUGUCACGAUAGCGACAGGAGGGUUCCUGUACACGGGCGAGUAUGUCCACUCCUGGCUCGCGGCCACACAGUACAUUGCCCCCCUCAUGGCUAACUUCGACACCAGCAUCAGCAAUGACUCCUUUAUAAAAUACGUUGAUAAUGGUACAGCAUUUACUGUGCAAUGGGAGAAGGUGGUGUUGCAAGACAAGCCGGAUAGUGGAGAAUUCACAUUCCAGGCAACUCUGCACGCUUCCGGAGACAUUGUGUUUGUCUACCAAAACGUACCGGUAAUCAUAGAGAAGAUCCAGGAUGAUCAGCAUCCUGUAAAAGUUGGUCUCUCCGAUGCCUACAUCAUUGAUAGAACUAUCUUUUUUGUAAGGAGAAAGACAAUUUAUGAAUACCACCGUGUGAACUUCAAGAAGGAAGAUAUCAAGAAUUGGACUGUGAUCUACUUGAAUGCUCUACCGACAUGCAUGGAGAAGAAGGACUGCUCAUCCUGCGUCUCUGCCCAGAUUGGUUUUGAAUGCAAGUGGUGUCCGGGAGCCAGACGCUGCUCGACGGGGAUGGAUCGUCAACGACAGGAUUGGCUGUUUAACGAUUGUGAAAGAAUGGAGGUGGUGAUGCCACUGCAGUGUGAUGAGCUCACCGCACAGACGGAGCAACAUCCCAGCGCUAGUGCUGCUGCAGCUGCUGCAUCUCCCGAAACUGAUAAACCCUCUGAAUGGAGGAGGACAGUGGCUCACGCUGAAGGUGUAGAACCGGGAGAGAUGCAAGAUGGAGGGGUGCGGAUGGGUGGCUCAGGCUACCUAGGAGCUGCCUUCAUCCUUGUUCUCAUAGCGGGGGUAGCCAUCUGGACUUUGUACGCUUACAGCAACCCUCACUCCUACUCCGGCCAAAUACUCAUUAACUACCGGCCAAGCCAGUGGAGGUGGCGUAGAGGCGAGGCUAGAUACACAGCAGCUACUAUACACAUGUGACAUUCCGAUAGCGGGAUCUUAAAUCUGCAUUAAAUCGAAUACAUUAUCAAAAUGACAUAGUGACUUGACGUAUCACUGUAUUUUUAAAUCUCUAAACAACAAAUGGCAUAAUUAUGAACAAAUAAUAAUAUCUUGUUAAUGUUAUUUUUAUUUCAACUCACGCCUUACUACUUCAUUUGUAUGGACAUUGCAUUUAUAAUUCGUAAAAUCGUGUAUACUUUUUGAAACAUUUUGUAUUUGAUAAUGUAUAUAGGAGAGGAGUGAAAUUAAAAUAAAAGCACUUGAAGACAAUGUAGACUUAUUGACUACUGAUAAACUGUAACUGUUGUUUAGUUGAGUUAUCAGUAUAGUUAUCUUAUUCUGUGAUCAAUAUUUUUGUUGUUAUGUUGCCUCUCUGAAUUUGUUGAAUCGAAUCAACUUUGUAUUGUUUUUUAAUGUACAUUGCAAAAAGAUGUUAACUUCUUAAUUGAUCUAAGUAGUUAUUAAUUUAGUUUAUCUAUAAUUAAGAAAUGUAUUUAAUCUUGUUAGAAUAGUUUUAGACUCGGAUCAAAAACAGAUUAGAAGAGUUCUCCUAAAUAUAUUGUAUAUAAUUUUAGCUAAUUUGUAUAAGUGUCAAAUGUGAAUUAGUUGUCUUCCGUUGCAAUAAAUAAUUUUAACAGUUUUAACUGAUUGUUUUGCACAAAUACCAGAAAUAAAUUUUUAACAAAGAAAUAGAGUUGAGAAAAAAGUCCUCAAUAUACUGCCAUUUUAAAAAGUGUUGUACAUAGAUUCAACUGACAUAUUAAUCCAGGGUAAAAAUGCUAUGCAACAUAAUAUUUCAGACUUUUAAGUAAUGUAUCCUUCCUAAAUUCUAUUAUCAAGUAAACCAUGCAUUAGUAAAUUUGAAGCAAAAUAUAAAAUUACUAAAGAUUACUUGAUUUAACUAAUUAUAGAGUGAUUUUUAAAUGAAUUUGAAUGAUGUUAUUAGUGUUUUUGCAUGUUAGUUAAUAAACUUAAAACAAAUAAUAUCCAUACUGCAUAAUUAUGAAGUUUAUGAAUGCUGAUGUCCAUUAUGUAGCAUAUCAUUAAAUAUUAAUCCAUAAAUAGCAAUUAAGAAUUUCUUACAGUCUGAAAAAUUCAUAAAAAGUAAAUGAUAUUAAAACAGGAAUUGUAAUUUACUAAUGAUUUACUUAAAUAUCAAGAAAUAUUUGUGACUAUUUUCAGGUGAAGAAGACAAAGCAUACUUUCCUUUAACAAGGCAAAAUUAUAAACAUAAAUAAAAGUAAAAACUAUAAUAUUAAUCAAUAGAUUAGUAUUUAUAUGUUUUAUUAUUGAAGUAGUAUUAAGAGUUAAAGGACAUAAUAAAAGGGGGUGUUUACAUAAUUUUUAUUUAUAUCGGUUUUAUACUUUAUGUACUGUCAUUAUUAUAAACGUAUAUGUUUUGGAAGAGAAGGAAACUCAGUUUUACUAAGUAUUUAUUAAAUAGCAGCAAAGUUCUUUUUAAUUCCUGACAUAGCUUAAGUAUUAUAUAAUUAUAGUGUAUUACAAAAUAUAAGUGAUUUUAAAUUUUGAUUAUAAUGUGAGUUUUACAAUUUCUUGUAAAGUCUAAUAAAAUGUUCUGAUUAGAUUUAAUUAACUAUUACAAUCUGUUUGUUUUAUAAUCUAAAUGUAAACACAUUUGUCUGGGAGUUGAAGGCCAAAAUACAUUAUGUAAACAUACAACUUAGCCGUAUGUGGUAUCAGUACAGGAUAUUUGUGGUGGUUGAAAUGGGAGGUCGUCAAAAGGGUUAAAAAUAUCAAACGAAACGUUUUUGUUUAAGGUUUGUUUAAUUUAACAUACACAAAUUAAAGAGUACUAUUUAGAGAGUAUACUAUUUAAGGAAUACUUAAAUCAGUUUCAAGCGAUAAGAUGUAGGGUGACUUUUUAACUGAAAAUUACUUUUAAAUCCCUUUAUCUCGUUUUUUGACAUUGGUUUAUGUGUUUUUUUUGGACUACCUUGCAUAUGGAAAAUUUUAAACACCUCUGUUAACCUGGUAGCUCGGAUAUUAGGACUUUUAAUUUAUAAUUAAAAUUGGCUUACAGCUCAUGGACUACAUGUUUAGGUGCCUUCUAUGGUGAUUUGAUGAAAAUUAAAUCAAGCACAAUUCUCUCAUCAGUGGAUCUGUAAUUAGAUAUAUACUCAUGUUCUAGUUCUUCUCUUCUUCCUCAUGUUAGUUCUUUUGUAUCCAAGAGAAAAAUUAUAGUAAAUACGCAAUAGCUUUGGCACAUGUUUUAUGUAUAAUUGUAACCAUUAACAUUAGUAUGCUCAAAUUUUCUUGGGUUCCAAAAGAAAUGAAAAAGCCUCAUUUUAUUACAUUAAGGGUUUUAUGGUUGUGUCACAAUAUAGUGCUGUCUCUCUUUUUUAUUGAAAUAUUUAAUUUCUAAUUUCAUCAGUAAAAAUGUAUAUUGGUUUAGUGUUGUUGAUGAGUUAUUAAAACUUUUUCUAUGAACUUUAUAUAUUUUACUGCCGAAUUCUCAUAUUUUGAAUCAUGAUCAAAAUAUUGUUAUGGUAGUAACAAUUAAGCCAAAUAGUGUUUCUCCUGUCCGACUUACAAAAGCCCAUCCCUUAGUUAUUUGUUUGUUUUAUACCUUUUUCUAUAAUCUGUUUGUUUGUUGGUUUUACUAUUUAACCUUGUCUAUACGUUUUACCAGGAUGGGGCUUUGAUUUAGAAUAACUGAAAUUCACUCUUGACCCUGAUAUAUUACUAUGUAUAAUUGUGCAAUACAACUGUUGGUAUAUUGUAUAUACUCUUAGAAAUAUAAGACAUAUCACUGACCAAUGUUUGAGCUUUCAAUAAAUUGAUGCACACAAGCUUUGAGCAAUGGUUGGAUAAUGGCUUCUUGAGCUUCCAUUUUAACACUUUUUGAAAGGCUUUUAUUGUUAAUUUUUUAUGACAUAUAGGGAAGAUAUUAUAUAUGUGUACAUAAUAAAUACUUUACCUUUUUCAUGUUGAACUUACAUUCAUUUUUUUAUUCAGAGGAAAUUUUCAAGUUGGAUCAUUUUAAUAUUUAGCAUAAUAACAAUUAAAAACAAGUAAGAAAUUCUGGAGUUUAUUCUAUCCACACAGGAUGUUUGUCUUUUUUAUUUUUAAUCUACCUGUUUAAUUUGUUGGACACAUUUUUUACAAUAUAUUUUUAUAUUAUCAAAGGUAAAAAAUAGUCUAUACAUUUUUUUAAUUAUUAUUUAUAUAAAAUAAAUGUGUGACACUGUGUACUAUGUAAUUUGUGUAAUCUUAUACACUAAAUGGAUCCCUAUUUUUUAUAUUUCCAUGCUCAUAAUGAGAUGAGUGCCUUGAUAGAUUGUACUACUGGGCUAGCACUCAAUAGUUAUACAGUAUAAUAUACUAUUAAUAUGUGGUUAUGUUUAGUGUGUAACAUUAACUUUUAACAUAUACCUCAAUCAAACAUAAGAAAUUAGUAAAACAAGUGAUUUUUCUCUUUAGUUGGUUGGUUUUGUUAUAAUUAUUACUAAUAGCUAAAAAACCAGUUAAAAACUUAAAUUGACAAUAUAUAUUUAAUAAAGAAUGAAAGCUUUUAUUUUAAAUAAUCAAGGUUUGUUAUUUUAACCCUAGAACUGGCAAUGGUAUCACUCUGUACUGGCGGCUCUAUUUCUACAGCUAUGCAGAUGUUUUUUAUUAUGUAUCCCUUUUCAGUCUAAAUGUAAACAAUUACAUGUCAAUUUAUUCACAACAAUUUAGAGACUACUAUAAUAUCAAUAACCUAUUGUUAGUUUUCAUGUUAAUAAUUUGUUUUGACAGAAUUUAAAAAUAUAUAUUAAAACAAAAUCGUAAAAUAUUUAGUUAUUGAACAAUAAGUUUUACAUCAAAACUUUAAAUAAAUGCAUUAACUUGUUCUAAAAAAUUUUGUGCCAAUUCCAAAAAUAUACAGUCAUCCUAACUUUACGUCAAAACGUAUUUGUUACAUGGCUUUGUAUGAGCGAGCAGUUACUGUUUUUUUUUUUUUUUUUUUUUUUUUUUUUUUUUUUUUUUUUUUUUUUUUUUUGAAAAUAGGUUCUAUCUUUAAAGAAAUAAUAUCUUUCAAAGAAGACAAUAAAUAGGCAUUAAAGUUAAUGCUCUGCCAGAAUGUAUAUAAUAAAAAUCAUUGAUAUUACCUUAAUAUCCUAAAAUUUAAAUAACUGUACAUAUAUACUUUAUUCGUCGUAGCCAAAUCAGACGACCUUUGGCGACGAACAUUUUUUCAUGCCAGCUGUAGGGUUAAAAAAAAAAAAGGAGAAAAGUGAAUAAUAACAGUGUUUUUAUUUCUAAUGAAAACUGUUUUGUUUAGUAUAGUAUCAUCCAUUUGAAACGUAGUAAAACAAAACAAAGUGAUUAAAAUUCUUCACCAUAUUAAUAUUUAUACUAUAGAAAACCAGUAUAUAAAUGUAGGUCAAUGUUGUUAAACCCGAACAAAAUCUACAUCGAUAAGAGUUUUAACUCUGCUAUAAGCUCAGAAUUACAUUUUAAGUAAAACAUGUUAAAAAUGAAAGUAGUUUUAAAAGAAAACUAUUAUUAGUUAUUGACAUAAAAAUAAGAAUUAAAAGCAAGAAAAUUGCAAGAAAUAAAAUUUUAACGUAGCAAAGAAGUGUUCUGUACGUUUCCACAGUGUUUGUCAUCUGAAAAAAUAACAAUUUUAUCUAACAAAACAUUUACACUGAAAGGGUUACCCAGAUUUAUUUACUUAGUUUUCAGACAAUUUGGCAUUUAUUCAACUUUUGGAUAAUAAUCCUUUAGAAACUAUUAGUUAUAUCAUCUCAGGAGCUAUAAAUUCAUUUAGUGACAAAUAACAAGGCCGUUGGUUGUUUAAGGGCAAAUUGUAUUAUUCAGAAUUGGUUCCAAACAGAAUUUUAAUUAAAAGACAUUUUUAAUAUAAAUAAUUAAUGUUUUGAAAUUCAUCAGUUACAACAGGACUUUAGGUUUUGUCAAAAUUAAUUUUUGGCGAUGAAAAAUUUGAAAGGUAUGGUUGCCACGUAACAUUUUGCCACCACCAACAAGCACCGUCAGAUUUAUACACAUGCAUUUUUAUUGUGUUUCUUAAUACCAACAUUACAGAGAUCAGAGUUGAAUGUGUAAAUCUGUAGAAAUAGUAUGAUUUAUCAAUAGUUAAUUUAAAUUGUUUCAAUUUAUGAAAUCUGUGGUAGUAAUAAUAUUCCUGCUAGUUGUUGCUGCUUGUGGAUAGUGAAUGCUGCUCGCACCUUUAUACUAUUUUGUGUAAUUUUGACUGAGCUUUGUUUUCGGGUUGUGCCUUUAUUUGAAACCAAUUGCAACGGAGUCAUUGGUCUAUUCUUGUAACGAUUUUGUAUUUGUAAAUAUUUUUUUAAAACACAACGCUAUGAACUAUUGUAUAAUAAAACAUUAAAAGUA